CACGUUCCGAUCGCUUCCCAAGUGGACCUAUUAAAGUUGUUCUCUUCUCUUGUACACUUAGCAAGGGUGUACCUGCAGCCAUUAGUGAAAAAGUGACUUCAGUGUUAAUUUUGAGGUAGUUACAAAGUUACAAACCAUAAACAACCAAGCUAAGAAUGUCGCUCGUCAUGGAAAAGGAAAAUGUUUCCGAACACUUGGAAAAGAUUUCCAUCAAGAAUGCUCGCAAAGUGCUGACCGAAAGCGGAGCAAACGUGCCUCAAAAGAUGGACCAUCAAGACAAGGAACAAGCAAUCGACGGUUCCAUCGAGUUGGCCACCGCUCAUAAGUACGAACAGGUACCGUUCGAUCCCUCCAUUGAACCGCUGCUCAAGGACAAUCCCCGUCGGUUUGUCAUUUUCCCAAUACAGUAUCAUGACAUUUGGCAGAUGUACAAGAAGGCGGAGGCAUCCUUCUGGACAGUGGAAGAAGUAGACCUUUCGAAGGAUCUUGGCGAUUGGGAGAAGCUCAAAUCCGGGGAAAAGCACUUCAUCUCACAUGUGCUGGCCUUCUUCGCAGCUUCCGAUGGUAUCGUCAAUGAAAACCUUGUUGAACGUUUCAGCCAGGAAGUUCAGGUCACCGAGGCGCGCUGUUUCUACGGCUUCCAGAUUGCGAUGGAAAACGUACACAGUGAAAUGUACUCGUUGCUCAUCGAUACUUAUGUUCGCGAUUCUAAAGAAAGAGAUUAUUUAUUUAACGCAAUCGAUAACUUGCCCUGUGUGAAGAAGAAGGCUGACUGGGCAUUGAACUGGAUCUCGAGCAAAAAAGCCAACUUUGGAGAACGAGUGGUUGCAUUUGCCGCCGUCGAAGGUAUCUUUUUCAGUGGCAGUUUCGCAUCAAUUUUCUGGUUAAAGAAACGCGGACUGAUGCCAGGACUUACGUUCUCCAACGAGUUGAUUUCGCGCGAUGAAGGCCUCCAUACGGAUUUCGCUUGCUUGAUGUUCAGAUAUCUGGUCCAAAAACCGUCGCAGGAACGUGUGAUCGCAAUCAUCCGGGAAGCAGUCGUGAUUGAGCAAGAAUUUUUGACGAAAGCCCUACCGGUUGAUCUGCUGGGUAUGAACUGUGAUCUGAUGUCGCAAUACAUCGAAUUCGUAGCUGACCGACUAUUGCUCGAGUUGGGCAUCGAGAAGAUCUACAACACAAAGAACCCGUUCAGCUUCAUGGAGUUCAUUUCCCUCGAAGGCAAGACCAACUUCUUUGAGAAGAAGGUGGGCGAGUAUCAAAAGUGGGGUGUGAUGGCUAACCGACUUGACAACGUGUUCACACUGGACGCUGACUUCUAGGCACCAUCAAUCUAGCCCACUAACUGACGUGUUUAAAGUACGCUAACUUUAAACCAAUUUUGAUCGAUCUUCGAUGCGGACGCUGCGCAGUGAUGCGCGAUAGAGAGCUUAUAUCGGAGAAGAACGUGAUGUUGCAGGCAAUCAUUGCGACGCUCUAAAGUGAUUGUAUAUUUUUUAUGUUCACAAUUGAAAUUUUUUUUUCACUUUCACACGCGAUAACAGUUAACAGUAGAGAAAUCUUUUUAUGUGUUCAAAUCCAUUUGACUUCAAUAUAUUUAGUUUAUUGAAUCAUGAAACAAUAUUUUAUACUAAUAAGACACAUACUUAUAGUUA
This is a messenger RNA of Ochlerotatus camptorhynchus, 1652 nucleotides long. RefSeq names its product ribonucleoside-diphosphate reductase subunit M2 (gene RnrS). Gene Ontology annotation, molecular function: ribonucleoside-diphosphate reductase activity, thioredoxin disulfide as acceptor. The transcript is spliced from 5 exons. Bases 156 to 1319 code for a protein of 387 amino acids. Gene Ontology annotation, cellular component: cytosol. Gene Ontology annotation, biological process: deoxyribonucleotide biosynthetic process. The record is from RefSeq and is a predicted model, not a curated record. NCBI's taxonomy places the organism in Eukaryota, Metazoa, Arthropoda, Insecta, Diptera, Culicidae.